Messenger RNA from Musa acuminata AAA Group (dessert banana), 940 nucleotides. Its product is annotated as ATP synthase subunit delta', mitochondrial-like. The coding region runs from base 117 to 737 and encodes 206 amino acids. Gene Ontology annotation, molecular function: proton-transporting ATP synthase activity, rotational mechanism. The transcript has 2 exons. Gene Ontology annotation, biological process: proton motive force-driven ATP synthesis. The record is from RefSeq and is a predicted model, not a curated record. NCBI's taxonomy places the organism in Eukaryota, Viridiplantae, Streptophyta, Magnoliopsida, Zingiberales, Musaceae.
CAAGAACACCCAAAGCAGUGAAACCCUUCCUUUGUCUUCCCUUCUCCUCCGCCCCCAUUCAUUCGUACCAUUCCAACUCGAGAGCCAGAGAGAUCGAGUGGCCGCCGCAGCAAGCCAUGUAUCGUCACGCCCCGCGCCUCCUGACUCGUGUCAUCGGUGGAGGAGGCGUCCGCCGCAGCGCCACUGCCCGUGCCUUCUCCACUGAUCUCCCGGCUGCGCCGUCGGAGGAUGCCGCGUUCGUGGAGGCGUGGCGGAAGGUGGCCCCCAAUAUCGACCCGCCCAAAACCCCGCUCGCCUUCAUGAAGCCCCGCCCACCCACCCCCUCCUCCAUCCCCUCCAAGCUCACCAUCAACUUCGUCCUCCCCUACCAAUCCGAGAUCUCCAACAAGGAGGUUGACAUGGUCAUUGUACCAGCAACUACAGGGCAAAUGGGUGUUUUGCCUGGGCAUGUUGCCACCAUUGCUGAGCUGAAGCCAGGGCUCCUUUCUGUACAUGAAGGGAGUGAAGUCACCAAGUACUUUGUUAGCAGUGGUUUUGCUUUCGUACAUGCUAACUCAGUUACAGACAUAGUUGCUGUUGAGGCUGUUCCUGUUGAUCGCAUUGAUCUAAGCCUUGUCCAAAAGGGACUUGCUGACUUCACCCAGAGGCUAAACUCAGCUACAACGGACUUGGAAAAGGCUGAAGCACAAAUUGGCGUUGAUGUUCAUAGUGCACUGAAUGCUGCACUCUCUGGUUGAGUGAUAAUGUUUAUUCCUUAAGAUGUGAUCCUCUUGAACCCAUGUUGAACACAGAUUAAGGGCUAACUCUCAAUGUGAGGAAAGAGGGGAAGCUACAAUAAGUUUUUGUUUCAACUGAAAACACAUUUUGGUAUUUUGAUAACUUAAUUGUGAUCCUGCUGUAAGACUGGAUUGUUUGGUAUUUUGCUUGUUUUGCAUUUUAA